Messenger RNA from Didymodactylos carnosus, 2361 nucleotides. The record is from the annotation of a GenBank genome assembly. Lineage: Eukaryota; Metazoa; Rotifera; Eurotatoria; Philodinida; Philodinidae.
AUGUCAUACAAUAAUCUUCAAAAUUUGGAUCCGUCAUCAUUAAUCGUUUACAAUCCAGGAUGUUUAACAGAAAUUCAAAUAUUAGAUCUAAGUUUCAACAUGAUUACCGAGUUACCUUACAAUUUACUACAAAAUAUGUCAAAAUUACGAGAGCUUAACUUAACUAACAAUCAACUAACAACAAUAGAACUCUGGGUACUAUAUUACGUCAAAAAUACCGCCGACUUCAGCAAUAAUCAAAUUUCCACAAUCACAAACAAGUUCGGCGUACAGCUGACAACAUUCCCCGCACCGAGCGGCCGACUGGAUCUGACAAACAACGCUCCAUCCAUCAAUUUAACUGAUGCCAUAUACGAAAUGUACGACAAUUGCAUUGAGCCACAGUCCUAUAUAAAUCAAACUAUACAAACGAGUAUACCAUUAACACUUGCCUUGUUCAGCAUCAAUUUUGACACUUCAAUGAGACUUAAUUGCAGUUGUGACCAAUAUUAUAUUUUACAAGUAAUGCAACUUUAUGAUCUACUUCCCAUACCAAAAUUCUCACCAUUAUCGAACUUCACUUGUACAGAUGGCGCAUUAUUUGGUAAUUACUCAUGUCAAAGUAUGCAAUCAUCCGUCGAUUUCACCAAAGUAUAUCCAAGAUUUUGUAAAAUCAAUGCCGAUGAACUAGGAAAUGUUCCCACAUAUGUACCACUCAAUAGUACGUCAUCAUAUCCUCUCUACUUCACACGAAACGUCUCUAAUGGUCAUUGUUUAUUUUCAAUCAAAAGUUUAACUGAAGCUAUAAUUUCAUGUACAAAUGAUACAAAUCCAAUCAUAAUACCAGAUGACAUAAAACAUUACUUGAAUAAUGAAACAAUAAUUAAAUUCCUAGAUUCGUCUAUUAGCACUCUUCCGUCAGAUCUCUGUACAUUGCCACCUCGUCAAAUCGAUUUAAGCAAUCAAUUAUUUACAGUUAUUGAUCGUAGCACUUUUCCUUGUUUGGAUUGGUUCCAAACUAUUUCAUUGUCUAACAAUGAUAUUUCGAUAGUUAAUGUGACAAACAAUAAUUUUCUCAACUUAACAACUUUAGAUCUAAGUGAUAAUCAGCUAACUAUGAUUCCGUAUACUCUGUUAUCACAAUCGCGAACAUCUUUGAGAAAUUUUGAUUUACAUAAUAAUUAUAUUGACGCAAUGGACUUAUGGUUGUAUACGUUUGGAAUAUCUAUCGACUUAACGGGUAAUCCAAUGAAUAACAGUAUCAAGAAUUAUCAAAAUACGCCUUUAUCGCGUAGUGCAAAUAGAGACUCGAAUAUUUCGUUAUCAUUAUCAACAUUUGUUAUUAACGAUACAGUAGCCGUGAAGUAUGGCACAUGUAAUGAUACUACUUUUCCAUUCUUUCGUACAGUUCUCGAUGCAUUAGAUCAAAGUUCGGCAAUGAUUUUACUAAGCUGCGGAUGUGAAUCCAUCAACCUCAAAAUAGAAUAUACGCAUAUGAAUUACUCGAAUAUCACAGAUUAUUUUAAUUGUACAAUUCAAGAGGAGCGAGAAACGUUUUUAAGUCUAAUGUUGAACAAUUGUCCCGGUACAAAUAAUUUUACUAAUGGAUUAUGUACUAACUUUGAUGAUACGAGUUUGACUACUAUGGAAGUAACUACACCGACGGUCACUAUGACCGAUAUCAAAUCUAUCGCUACAUCUAUUACAACAAUCUUGGUCAGUUCAACUGUACCAAUGACAAACCAUACGAUGGGAGAUGAUACUUUAUCACGAAAUGGCCUCAUCAUAGGGCUUGUUCUUGGAUGUGUUGGGUUUUUGGCAGUAAUAGCAGGAAUAAUCCUUGGUUUGGUCAAAACAAGUGCAGCAUCAAAGAGAUUUAUAUCAAAACUAAAGACAUCAUCACAAGUAGAUGUUGUUGGCAGACAACCAGAACAAGUACAAACGCGUAUUCAAACAAGAAAUCCACGUUCAUAUCGUCUACCACCUUUAGAAACAAAAACAAUGCAGUUAGUUACAGUUGCUAAUAGUCAACCAGUAACCAUCACUGGAUCAUAUCGACCGGAGACAAACGCUAAUACAGUGAAUGCAACUUCACGAACGCCUUCUGUUAGAGGAAUUCCUGUUCGACCAACGCAUCUAGAAGUGACAAGAUCUCCCACCCAUGUUAUAGCUCAAUAUCCACAAAAUUUAAAUCUGUCCACCAAUUUAUCAAGUUUCCAACCAGUGAAUAAUCAAUUUAGGUAUAAUCAAAUGCCACAAACGCAAACGUAUAGCAGUCCAAACGCACAAUAUUCGAAUUACUCAUCUUCAGAUUACAAUAACGGCAUUCCUCGUCAUCCACCUCGUAUGAUGAACAUCGGAGGAUCUGCUAAAUACUCUUAA